Messenger RNA from Drosophila arizonae, 850 nucleotides. RefSeq lists its product as uncharacterized. The record is from RefSeq and is a predicted model, not a curated record. Lineage: Eukaryota; Metazoa; Arthropoda; Insecta; Diptera; Drosophilidae.
UGAAGUGCCGCAGCUUUAGUUUGUGUUCGAGCGUCGCCAGAGUUAAGUUUGUAAAAUGUAUUGGCGCUCGCGUUUCUGUCUGCUCGUUGUCUUCCUCGCGCUGGUGGCUGCCCAGAAGAGCAAAUCGAAAGCAUCGGAUCGACCACAGGGACGCACAUUGGGUCUGCUGGCGCCGUUGCUGCUCGGCGCGGGGGCGAGUCCGCUGUACGAUGUGCCCGUGCUGCCCGUGGGUGGCACCAGUGGAGGUGGCAGCGGUGCUGGCACACAGUCGGAUUCCUACUAUGGAGGAGCUGGAGUUGCAGGUGGAGGUGGCUAUCCGGGCUAUGGCAACUACUAUGGCUAUGGCUAUCCCAGUCUGGGCCUAGGCUAUCCCAGCUUCGGUUUGGGCUAUCCCAGCUAUGCCAACUACUUGGGCUACAACAGACCCAACUACAGCUACAACAACUACAACAGACCCUACUAUAGCUACAACAACUACAAUAGACCCAACUACAACAACUACAACAACUAUGCCGGCUACCAGCGACCCACACAAUAUCCAGGCAGCUACAACGGCUAUCGGCCCAACUACAACAAUUUCAAUAACUAUGGCAACGCUGGCAACUAUGGCAACAGACCCGCUGCCUAUCCAACGCCAGUCAGCUCCAGUCCCGGCUCAGGUGGCACGGCAACAGGUGGAGCUGGCUCACAGCUAACCACGGCGCAGGCAGCACAAAUCGCUGGGCUACUGGGCCAAGCUUUGGGCAGCAGUUUGCGUCCUCUUUUGGCCAAUGGUGGUGCAGGUGGUGCUGGUGGUGCUGGCAUCAAUGCGCAAGCGCUAAGUAAUAUCUUGAGCAACCUCAGUGGCUAA